This is a messenger RNA of Nothobranchius furzeri (turquoise killifish), 4287 nucleotides long. It is a transcript of the gene fgfr1a, whose product is annotated as fibroblast growth factor receptor 1a. Gene Ontology annotation, molecular function: fibroblast growth factor receptor activity; ATP binding; fibroblast growth factor binding. The record is from RefSeq and is a predicted model, not a curated record. Gene Ontology annotation, biological process: positive regulation of kinase activity; positive regulation of cell differentiation; multicellular organism development. Gene Ontology annotation, cellular component: plasma membrane; signaling receptor complex. NCBI's taxonomy places the organism in Eukaryota, Metazoa, Chordata, Actinopteri, Cyprinodontiformes, Nothobranchiidae.
UCACGCUCAGAUUUUAGAGGGGGAGGUUUGCAGCUGUCUGGACUCGCGUUGUGGAAACAGCGUUUCUCCGCCAGGAAUGGUCAAAACAUUUCCCCAAGAGCAAUUUAACAACGAACUUUUAAUAAGUUUUUCAUUGUGCUGUUUUCCUCUUCGGUUAUUCUGUUUGACUGAGUUUAAGAACUUGAUGGUAACAGUUUGGUAACUGUGGACCGUAGUUUUCAUCUCGUGUGAGACGUGAUAAAGAGAUUACCGCAAACCAACGCACAAGCUCGCUUUUUCGGACCUGACUAGCUUAGGUAAGAUGCAGUAAAGUCGUCCAGGUGGAACUCAAAGGAAAAGGUAGAAGUACGUAUAUGCCGAACACGUAUCGACGUUUUACAUCUCUUUUUUUCCCCCUUGGCUCGACAUUCUUUUUUUGUAUGAAAAGUUGCCGAAAAUGCGCAAACUGGUUAGCUAACCGCGGAGAGCUCGGCGCGUGCGAGCUUCGUUAACGGGCCACACAUUUAACCUCAGCGGAUUCCCAGUUUGUCCUUUUUUCUGGAUCUUUUCCUGCAUCCAGUCUCCUCUCUGGACCCUGCCUAGUCUGACCCAACACUGGCUGUUUCACAGCUCCCCGCCACUAAGCUGUGCACUGUGAAUGACGUGCAGCUAAUGUCCCGGGGAUCUGAAUGGAGUUCCAGUCACGUAAAAGCCAACAGUUGUAGCUCUCUCAGCAGGAUGCUGAUGAGGCCAAGUGUACUUCUGUUUCUGACUUUUUUCGUCCAAAUUUUAAGGACCCAGUGUCGGCCUGCUAACACAGAUGAAGUCCCUGUGGAAGCAGAGCUGUUCACCCUGUUUCUUGGGAAUCGCCUGUAUCUGAGCUGCUCUCCCAAAGACUCCAUCCACACUGUGAACUGGACCAAAGACCAUGCUGCUCUUGUGGAUGGAGAACACGCCCACAUCCACAACGGUCAGCUGGAGAUCGAGGCCGUGGAGCUGACAGACUCUGGCUUGUAUGGAUGCACCACCUUUGGCAACCACAGUGUGUUCUUUAAUGUGUCAGUUGAUAUAUUGGCAUCAUCUGAGGAUGAUGACGAUGAAGAGGAGUCUUCAUCAGAAGAAAACAAGCAGUUGGCCAGUCAGAAGCUGAUGCCAAUGGCCCCGCAGUGGGCUCAUCCAGAAAAAAUGGAGAAGAAGCUUCACGCUGUUCCUGCCAGUAAGACAGUGAAGUUUCGAUGUCAGGCCAGCGGCAACCCAACUCCCACUCUGAAAUGGUAUAAGAACGGAAAGGAGUUUAAGAGAGACCAUCGAAUCGGGGGCUUCAAGGUCCGUGACCAUGUGUGGACCAUCAUCAUGGAGUCUGUAGUGCCCUCUGAUAAGGGAAACUAUACCUGUGUGGUGGAAAACCAGUAUGGCAGCAUUAACCACACCUACCAGCUGGAUGUAGUCGAACGUUCCCCCCACAGACCGAUCCUGCAGGCUGGCCUGCCGGCCAAUCGCACAGCAGUGGUUGGUAGUGAUGUGGAGUUUGAGUGCAAGGUGUUUAGCGACCCUCAGCCUCAUAUUCAGUGGCUAAAACAUGUUGAAGUCAAUGGGAGCCGAGUUGGAUCAGAUGGUUUACCCUUCGUCCGAGUUCUUAAGCAUUCGGGGGUCAAUAGCUCGGACGCUCAGGUGCUUACGCUCUACAAUGUGACUGAGGAGGAGAGCGGAGAGUAUAUUUGUAAGGUGUCCAAUUAUAUAGGAGAGGCCAAUCAGUCAGCCUGGCUGACUGUCAUCAAAUAUGACCCCACAGCAGCCACACCAUACCCCCCUGCCAGCCACAACUACCUGGAGGUUGUCAUUUACUGUGUGGGCUUCUUCUUCAUCUUAGUCAUGAUUACCACCACAAUAAUUGUCAAGAUGCGCAGCACCUCAAAGAAAAGCGACUUCAACAGCCAGCUGGCUGUCCACAAGCUGGCCAAAAGCAUCCCUCUGCGCAGACAGGUAACAGUGUCCGUGGACUCGAGCUCCUCCAUCCAUUCAGGAGUGAUGCUGGUGCGUCCCACCCGCCUCUCCUCCAGUGGCACUCCAAUGCUGUCAGGAGUGUCAGAAUAUGAACUACCCCAGGAUCCCCGCUGGGAGCUUCCCCGGGACAAACUUGUUCUGGGGAAACCUCUGGGUGAAGGCUGCUUCGGUCAGGUGGUGAUGGGGGAGGCGCUCGGCAUGGACAAGGAGAAGCCAAACCGUGUGACCAAGGUUGCAGUGAAAAUGUUGAAAUCUGAUGCCACAGAGAAAGACCUGUCAGACCUGAUCUCAGAGAUGGAGAUGAUGAAGAUCAUUGGGAAGCACAAGAACAUCAUUAAUCUGCUGGGAGCCUGCACACAGGAUGGUCCGCUGUAUGUGAUAGUUGAAUAUGCAUCCAAAGGCAACCUCAGGGAGUACUUGCGAGCCCGACGCCCUCCAGGCAUGGAGUACUGUUACAACCCAGACCAGGUUCCUGUUGAGAACAUGUCCAUCAAAGACCUGGUGUCCUGUGCUUACCAAGUGGCUCGAGGCAUGGAGUAUUUGGCUUCUAAAAAGUGCAUUCACAGAGAUCUCGCUGCUCGCAAUGUUUUGGUAACAGAAGACAAUGUAAUGAAAAUAGCUGACUUUGGCCUGGCUAGAGACAUCCACCACAUUGACUAUUACAAGAAGACCACCAAUGGCCGUUUACCUGUCAAGUGGAUGGCUCCUGAGGCUCUGUUUGACCGGAUAUACACACACCAAAGUGAUGUCUGGUCCUUUGGAGUGCUGCUUUGGGAGAUCUUUACCCUGGGAGGCUCUCCGUACCCGGGUGUGCCAGUGGAGGAGUUAUUCAAGCUGCUAAAGGAAGGCCAUCGAAUGGACAAGCCUUCAACGUGCACUCACGAACUGUAUAUGAUGAUGAGGGACUGCUGGCAUGCGGUACCCUCCCAGAGACCCACAUUCAAGCAGCUGGUAGAGGACCUGGAUCGGUGUCUUGCCAUGAACUCCAAUCAGGAAUAUUUGGAGCUUUCUGUGCCUCUGGAUCAAUAUUCUCCUGGAUACCCUGAAACCCGGUGCUCUACCUGCUCCUCUGGCGAGGACUCUGUUUUCUCCCAUGACGCUGGAGCGGAGGAGCCUUGUCUGCCAAAGUUCCCUCCUCACUCCAACGGGGCAGCCAUUAAGAAACGUUGAGACCUCAUUUUCAUUCAAACAUUAACAUUUCCUCCGCUCCUGCCUCAUGGGGUUGGACUUCUCCCCACAUUCCCAGAGAUGAAGCUAAGAAACACUGAUCUCCUUUAAGAGGAGUUUGGAGACACGGGGAGGAACUAGGCGGAUCACAUGGACUGCUGAUGUGCAGCCAUUUCCUGGUUUCUGGUGGCAGUGACGUUUACGGGGCGCUUUGUGUUAACGGUUUGUUACAGUGUCAAAAAAAGGUAAACUCACACUUCUUGGCUUUGGGCAUUCCAGUGUUUAAGUCACAAAGACCAACAACAAGAGUCCGCUUUUAGUUUUCAUUUAUUCAGUUUGUGGCCAUUUCAUCAGUAAAUGAAAAACAUACAUGUGUGUUUUUGGACCAAAUACAGAGAAUACGCUACAGAGAGAUGUGCAGCAUCAUGGUCCACUGCAUCAUUCACUCUUUAUAUGUAAAUACAGUUAGAAGAUGAAAAAUAUGAAUUAUAUUUACCAUGUACUCCUAUUUUUAUGGCUAUAAUUGAUUAAUUGUCUUUUGUACAAGGAUGCUAUGGUUUUGAUUUAUUUUCUUAACUAGUUCAUAGGGGCAGUUGUUACAUGAGGGUGUUUUUUAAAGUUGCUAAGGAUUAUGUGCCUGCUUGUUUUGCUUUUCCAGUUUCACUGCAUCAAUUCACCCAAAAUUGACUGGAUGAUCAUUAAUGAAAAGUGUAUAUAUAAUAUAUAUAUUUUGGGUAAGAUUUUUUUUUUACUAUUUUGACAAAACUUGCUACAGAAUGGUUUGUGUGGUUUUUCCGCAGCGGGAGAAUUGGACGUGUGUAAAAGUGUCUCUUCUCGUUCAUGAUAGUUUUAUCCUUGAGAAUGGUCACAACUGUAAAUAUUGCACACCACGCUAGCUAAAAUUUAUCACCUGCUUCUGUCAACAUGGUGCACUUUCAGCGUGCAAGUGUGACUUUCAUGUAAUGAACUGUCAAAGCCUCAGCAGGAGUUGGGUUUGCAUCUGUCUGACAAAGAGUUGCAGAACACGUAGGUCAUCGUAAACAGGACUACAUUAAAUAAAAUGUUAUUGAUAAACAAGCCAAGCGUUCAGAUUGUGAACCUAACUUUAUAAACUGGUCAAUAAAAAUCAAGAUUUUA